AUGGAUAGCUAUAUCGGCGCGACCUCUGGUCGUGCCGCCCGAAGAUUUACUUCAUUUGAAGGAUGGCGCGAAGUCAGCCGCGGGAUAUACGUUACGGCUGGCCAUACUGCGGCAGUCUUUAUUCCGGAUCCCGUGUAUGAUCAAGAGUGGCCUCCACACCGUGACAGGCAAGUUCAAACCAGGCUUUCCCGGAUGUACCGAAAGUCCAUCAACGCUUCCUCAGCAGGUGGAAGCGACGACAAAUAUGGGCAGAGGGGCCUGUGGCCAAACGGAGUUACGCAGUUGACGGCGCCAAGGGUAGGAGCAGGACAUGAGGCGGGAAAGGAAUCGGUCGCGCGGGAAGACACAGAGGAGACAGAGGAUUUUGGGUCUGCAGAGCCAUUGGAGAUGCAAUUCCAUGUGUUCCCUAAGAAGGUCAAAUGGUACCUUGUUAUCAUCAUUGGAAUUGCUGGGCUCUUUUCUGGAUUGUCCUCGAACAUAUACUUGCCCUCGCUAUCCGCCAUCGCCCAGGAUCUGAAAGUUAGCCUCAGUGACGUUGGGCUAACCAUUACAUCGUACCUGAUAGUUCAGGGCAUCUCACCGUUAUUCUGGGGCUCGCUAUCCGAUACCAUUGGCCGUCGACCAGUAUAUCUAUACUCCUUCUCCGUAUAUAUUGUCUCCAACAUUGUCCUCAGCAUUACGCCAAAUUUUCCCGUCUUGCUUGUGUUCAGAGGGCUUCAGGCAGCUGGUAGCGCAUCCACAGUUAGCAUUGGAAAUGGCGUUAUUCAGGACAUCGCGACCCCAGAUGAGCGCGGUGCAUUUAUCAGCUUCUACCAAGCCAUUCGAAAUUUUAGCAUCGCGGUUGGACCCGUGAUUGGCGGUGUGCUGUCCAACUUUUUCGGGUUUCGCUCCGUCUUCAUCUUCCUGCUCAUCGUGUCAUCAGCUGUGCUGGGCAUAAUUGUCCUUUUCCUACCAGAGACACUCCGGACAAUUGCUGGUAACGGCUCUCUCAAACUUUCAGGUAUUUACCGACCGCUUUUGAGUGGAUUUGUCACAGGAAAACAAAAUACAGAAGAGCCCGAAGCCUUGGCACCGCGCCCCAAGGUAAAUUUGAAGACAUUUCUGAAGCCAUUACUGCUCCUUCGAGAAAAGGAUAUCCUGGUUAGUUUGGUUUUUGGUGGAACUGUGUACUCGGUAUGGAGCAUCGUCGUGGCCACAACGACAGGGUUAUUCAAAGAUCUAUUCCAUUUGGAUGACGUGCUUCUUGGUGUAGUAUUCUUGCCUAAUGGAUUGGGCACUAUUAUUGGCUCAGUAAUUGCCGGCAAACUUAUGACACGGGAGUUUCUGGUGGCGGAGAGGGCUUACCUCGAGCGACACCCAACUGCGGCGCCACCAUCCAAGAAUAAGAAAGACAUUCCGGUGGAUUUCCCAAUUGAGCAUGCUCGUCUACGUCACGCACCCUGGAUCACUGCAUUGUUUAGCCUGGCAACGGCGGCCUACGGUUUUACGGUGCUUCAGCCCUCCCAGCUCUCUCUGGUCUCCAAGGCAGGUUGGAUUACGGUACCGCUAGUGCUGCAGUUUGUGAUUGCUGCCACGUCUAAUGCAGUUUUUGCCAUAAAUACAACGCUCGUUUCGGAUCUAUGUCCGGGGAAAGGCGCGAGCUCAACGGCAAUCAAUAAUCUGGUGCGCUGCGGAAUGGCCGCCCUGGGGGUAGCAGCUGGGGACCUCUUGUUGCGCACGUUCGGACCUGCUGCGACCUUUCUGGGGUUGGCGAUUCUCACUGCUGGCAUGGGAGUGCUGUUGUGUCUUGAGUUGAUGUACGGUAUGCAGUGGAGAAAAGCCCGUCGCCAAAAGGACGCAAUAGGUCUAAAAGUAUAG
Molecule: messenger RNA, 1857 nt
Organism: Akanthomyces muscarius
Lineage: Eukaryota; Fungi; Ascomycota; Sordariomycetes; Hypocreales; Cordycipitaceae
Exons: 6
Coding region: 1-1857 (618 amino acids)
Biological process (GO): transmembrane transport
Molecular function (GO): transmembrane transporter activity
Source: RefSeq, a predicted model, not a curated record